Molecule: messenger RNA, 396 nt
Organism: Funneliformis mosseae
Lineage: Eukaryota; Fungi; Glomeromycota; Glomeromycetes; Glomerales; Glomeraceae
Source: the annotation of a GenBank genome assembly
AUGGCUUCUAGUAUAGAAAGCAUGGAAGAAAUCCUAAUUAAUCUAGAAAAGGAUAUUUCUUCUCUACAUUCCUGCUUGUUAGAUCAUCUGAUCCUCAUUGUCAUUUUAAGUGAAGAAUCCAAAGCUUUGCUUGAUAUUGAAAUACCAAUACCAAAGUACGGAGAACGGCAGCUUUUUGAUUACCCUUCUUUAUUUAAUAACGAAACAAAUAAAUUUUCACCGAUUAUCACCAAAGAUGAUCAGAAUACAAUGAAUUUAUCUCGAGUCGAUGUCAAGGUUGGAAAUCGACACGAUCGGUACGUUGGAUAUCGCCGUAUUCGUUUCACCUCUUGUGACGAAAUCAUACAUAUUUAUCUCAACUUGCGUAAAUUCACUUGCGGAAAUAAUUCUUAUUAA